AUGUCUUUCACUGAUCAGAUUCCACUAAAAGUCGAACAUACAGAUGGGCGCAAAUUAACAUUAUCAGUUUCACAUAACGAGUUAAUGUCGAACAUUUAUGAUCAAAUUGCUCAUGGUUUCAAUUAUCCAUUAGCUUCACAUAUUCUCCUUGUACAUAAAAAUAAAACACUUAAACCUGAUGACACUCCUGAACAAUUAAAUUUUUCAUCCUUAAAUGGAGAAACAAUAGAAUGUUAUCCAAAACAUCAAGGCAACAAACAAUUGAAAUUUAUUAUUCAAAAUAAUUCAUCAUCAGCUGGUGUUAGUCAUCGAUCAACAUCAAAACGUGAAUAUUUUUUACGUGAAAAAGAGCCAUUCUCAUUACUGUUUCAAAAAUAUUCUCAAGAUUUAAAAAUUGAUCGUCAAAAAAUUAGAUUUGAAUUUGAUGGUGAUUUAUUAAAUGAACAAGCUACACCGAUGGAUUACGAUAUGGAUGGAAAUGAGAUUAUCGACGCAUUUAUUUCGUUACCAGCGAUUAUUGAUGAUAAAAAGAAUAUCACAGCAACAAUUCAAAAACAAAUAAUGUAA
Molecule: messenger RNA, 567 nt
Organism: Didymodactylos carnosus
Lineage: Eukaryota; Metazoa; Rotifera; Eurotatoria; Philodinida; Philodinidae
Source: the annotation of a GenBank genome assembly